Molecule: messenger RNA, 897 nt
Organism: Penicillium coprophilum
Lineage: Eukaryota; Fungi; Ascomycota; Eurotiomycetes; Eurotiales; Aspergillaceae
Product: alternative oxidase
Exons: 2
Coding region: 1-897 (298 amino acids)
Biological process (GO): alternative respiration
Cellular component (GO): mitochondrion
Molecular function (GO): alternative oxidase activity
Source: RefSeq, a predicted model, not a curated record
AUGUUCUAUCGAGUUGCCUCGAUGGAGGGAACCUUUCCUUCAUCGUCCCUCACACCAGGAAGACUUGUAUCUGACAUAUACCACUUUCCUGCUAGAUAUACAAAAGAACAGAUCCUCGCUGUCAGAGCCACCCAUCGCAAAGCAUAUACCUGGCAAGAUAGAGCAGCUCUCAGAACCGUGCGUCUAUUGCGCUGGAGUAUGGAUUUUGUCUCCGGCUAUCAUGCUCGACCGACAAACACAAACACACUUUCCAAACCCUACCUCAUGUCCGAGGAGAAAUGGAUCACGAGAUUCAUCUUUCUGGAAAGCGUAGCCGGUGUUCCAGGGAUGGUAGCCGGGAUGCUCCGCCACCUCAAAAGCAUCCGCCGAAUGAGGAGAGACAACGGGUGGAUAGAGACUCUCCUCGAAGAAGCCUAUAACGAACGAAUGCACCUCCUUACCUUCCUCAAGCUCGCCGAGCCAGGCUCAACAAUGAGGUUCAUGGUUCUCGGCGCGCAAUGGGUGUUCUUCAGCGGAUUUUCCCUCGCAUAUCUCAUUUCGCCCCAAAUGUGUCAUCGUUUCGUGGGAUAUCUAGAAGAAGAAGCCGUGAUCACAUACUCAAAGGUAAUCCAGGACCUCGAGAAUGGUCAUCUGCCGGGGUGGAAGAGCUUGCAGGCUCCAGAGAUGGCAAUCAAGUACUGGCAGAUGCCGGAGGGCCAACGCUGUAUGCAUUCAUUGUUGCUAUAUGUACGUGCUGAUGAGGCGAAACAUCGCGAUAUCAAUCAUGCUUUAGGGAAUUUGGAUCAGAAUACGGAUCCGAACCCUUUUGCGGCGGGAGUUAGGGUUCAGGUUCAAUCUGUUGCUUGUUCGGCUGGGGCUGCGCCAGCUGCAGGAAAAGUAGUAAGGAAACUUGAUUGA